AAUCAAUCAGAUGAAGAGACCAAAUUGGCAGAAUUGCACUGUCUUCUCACCAAAGAGUCCGCUCGAACCUCAAGUCUUCUGGCCGAAAUUAGUUUAAUGCGAAAGCGUCUGGAGCCGGACGACGUGAGACGUAAAUGCGAGCAACUCCAAGAUGAGGCUGCUCUUCGCUGCUGCGAUUACCAGCGCGAAAUUUCGGCUGAGCUGCCAUCCGCCAGUUUGCAGACUCUCUUGGAGGCGAAGGAGAGACUUCGUGAACUAUAUGCUGCCCAAAUUGAGACGGCCGUUGAGAGCCUACGAGAGAAACAGAGAGGCUUGAAUUAUCAGGUACCUUUCCUCACAGGUGACUACCCGCCCAAAACCUAUCAAAACCACGACCAUUCAACGCGUCUGAAGGUUUUAAAAUUUGGUCUUGAAGAACGGCUUCGGCACUUGGCAGACGCAAAGAGCAAGUCGAAGGUUCUAGAAGACCAACUGGAGACAAUCAAAACUCAGCAGAAUGUCUCAAAAAUCGAAACAAUACGGCGUUUAUUUGCACUGUUCAAGACCCGCCGGGAACACAUAGAUGUCCUACGCCAAGAAAUCAGACAAAACUUGCAGACGAUGCAAACCAUAACCCCCGCCGUUCGGCAGGACUCCAAGGAGCAUAUAUUUCAAAUGGCACAGACUAUGACGCGUUUAAAAAACCAAAUUCGGGAAGCCAAAAGCGAGGUGGCGCAACUUAAGCAGAAUCCUGUGCUUCGACUUCAACAGCUUAAGUCCUCAAUUUUUGCUCUCAAAACUGCCAUCACAAACUCUGAAGCCCGUCAACUCGCUUCGAAAGUAGAUAUUCGAAGCGGUGUGAAGCAGUUCAAGAAGUUGUCCUGCGAUAAUGAAAGAUUAAAGAAGGUGAGCGGUCUUUCGAAGUGA
This is a messenger RNA of Dibothriocephalus latus, 906 nucleotides long. The record is from the annotation of a GenBank genome assembly. Lineage: Eukaryota; Metazoa; Platyhelminthes; Cestoda; Diphyllobothriidea; Diphyllobothriidae.